GUGAUCCUGCAGAAAAUUCUUUUACUUUCCAAGAUAUUCUUCAACAAUCAUCAUGUUGUGACACUUGGCCUACAUGCAGGCAAGUUUUAGCCAUUGUUUUAAGAUUUAUUCAUCAAUCUGCAGCCUUCAUUUCCACCUUCAUUUUCACCUCACCACACAUCUUCAUUUUCACCUCACUACACAGACCACUUAUGCAUCAGCUUAUGCUCCAGCUUUCAGUGUGAGAGACGAGAGGGACGAAUGCAGGCUGUCCGAGCUCGACGCCGAGCUGUCAAAGCCGCGGCUGCCGGCGCUGCAUGCGUUGCAGCAGCCCGCCGGCCACCCACGGCCAAGACAGACGGGGUCGGAGCGAGGCGGCGGCGCGGCCGAAGGCCGAGCGCCGCUGAUGCGGCAUGAAUGGAGCAGCAGCGGCGACGGCCCUCCUUGGCUGUCUGCUACCGGAAACGAGAGAAGGAAGGCGGUGAGUGAGGGAGGCCUCAGAUCCGGCGAUUUCGCCGGAGCUGAAGCAGGCAGACGGCGGCGGCGGAUCUGUUUGAGGGAGGGGAGAAGAGGUGAGGGUGGGAGAGAGAAAAUGGGAGUUUUAGAGAGAGAUAGAGAGAGGAGGAGGAGGCGCGAGGCGGCUGACGGCGAGUCUCGCUGGAGUGGCUGCGGCGGCGACGGCGGCGGCGCGACUGGACUGGAAUGGAGGCCGAUUGAGCGAGAGAGAAAGGGAGAGAGAGGCGUGAGUAGAGAGAGAGCCGAUGGGAGGGGGGAGUUGAAGAGAGAGAGAGAAAUUUGUUCCCUUUUUCCUUUAUUUUUAGGGCUUAUUCCUUUUAAAAAAUUUGGACUCUUAUUUUGGGCUUUUCUUUUCUUCUUUAUGGGCCGAUUUUAAUGAGCUGGUGGGCUGAUUUUAUUAAUUUUCAUGGGUUCUACAUUCUUAAUAUAAUACUUGGGCUGCAUUAUUAAUAACAAGUCUUCAAAUUAUUUUCUUUGGGCUUUAAAUAUUAUUUUGGACCUGUAAAUGUUUUAAUAAAAAUAUUAAUUUUUCUUCCAAGAAUAAGAUUCUAUAUUUUCUUUAAAUGAUUAAUAAUUUUUAGAUUUAGUGUUAAUUAUAUUUGUUAAAAUUACUAAUUAUGUAUUAAAAGUUUAUGGAUUCACAGAGAUUAUUAAUUCGGGCAAAGUGUAUCAAUAGUUAGUGAUUUUCCCCUCUUUAUUUAGAAAUUAGAAUAGCACCAAGAGACCU
This is a messenger RNA of Salvia miltiorrhiza (redroot sage), 1222 nucleotides long. RefSeq lists its product as uncharacterized. The transcript has 2 exons. The record is from RefSeq and is a predicted model, not a curated record. Bases 74 to 871 code for a protein of 265 amino acids. Lineage: Eukaryota; Viridiplantae; Streptophyta; Magnoliopsida; Lamiales; Lamiaceae.